UCGCGCGGGAGGUGCGGGAGCAUGGCGGCUAGGGGGGAGAAGAGGUUCAAGAAAACCCACCUGACAGCUCAGGACUGCAGAGCUCUUGCUGAAGGUUCAUCUUCCCUGACACAACCAUUGAGUCAAAGCCAAAGCAGAGGAGAUGUAAACUGGUGCCUGCGUCCCAGCCGCCGGACACGGAGACAUCAAGGAGGCCAAGGGCAUUCCAACAUCACUGAUGACUUCAAGGUCCCUCGGGCACAGCAGGUAGGUGCUGGUGGGAUGAACGACAGGAGAAACAAAGAAGAGCUUCUGGAUCCCACCUUUGCUGAUGAUUCCUUCAGCAAUGACUCUGAUUUUCCGGAGGAUGAGGACUUUGUACCAAGGAAAGCUCCCAGGAAAGCUCCCAGGAAAGCUCCCAAAGAAAGCUCCAGGAAGCAGCCUCUGUCCACUGCAGGUACCCUCAAGCCAGAGCAUGAUGUGUGGGCUGAACCUGAGAAGAAGCCCUUGGUUGUUCAUCCAGAACACAGCUGGAUCAAGCAGGAACUGGAUGAUAUGGAAAUUGAACCAGUCCCUGAUACGCACUAUGGACUCCUGGGGACUCGGACCUGGGAAGUGCCUCAGGGAAGUAUUGAUAUGCUGCCUGUCGAAGUCCUUAGGAACAUCUUUGCUUUCCUACCAGUGAUUGAUCUGUAUCAGAACCUGAGCCUGGUGUGUCGCUGCUGGAGGGACAUAGUCAGUGAUCCACUGUUCAUUCCCUGGAAGAAGCUGUACCAUCAGUACCUAAAGAAGGAGGCCACAGCCCUGCGCAGCGUUGAACAGGUCAUGCAGGAUUUUGCCAUAACAAAGGAGCAGGAAGGAUGCGUGUUUGGGCUGAUCAGGUGUGUGUCUGCCAUACCCACCAAGCAGAAGGUAGAUCAUGGUGCGGUUCUGCAGUGUUUGAAGAGUCAUCACCUCUUCUCAAGGGCUGAAGUCUGUGUUGUCAACAAGCUGCCACAUUUACAGAGCAGGGCUGGGCCUGAGAGCACCUGGGCCAUCAUUGCAGUCAUGGUGCUUUUCUCCGAUAGCGUCAGUGACAUCCAGAAGCUGAUCAGAUGUCUGCAGAGACCCUGCUCUAACCUCUCUGUUGUGGAUGUGAUCGAGACACUUUACUGCAUGGCAACACUGCUGUAUGCAAUGAGAAACAAGAACAUCCUCAUCACUAACAGGAUCCAUUACAACAUUUUCUACUGCUUGUACCAGAUGGAAAAUGAUUCUGUGACAAUACAGACAGCAGAAGAGGAUGUGGUGGCUUCAUGCUGCAGACAAGACUUACGAUCUGGCCGGCCUGAGGUAAAGCUGACCCACGAACAGCAAAGGAUUCUGAAUCACAAAAUUGAGCGUGGUCAAAUAGUGAAGAUUAUGGCAUUUGCAGGCUCAGGGAAGACCUCGACCUUGGUCAAGUAUGCGGAGAAGUUUUCAGGUCUGCGGUUCCUUUACGUGACAUUUAACAAAGCAGUUGCAGAGAGGGGGAAAAGAGUCUUCCCCAGGAACGUCACGUGCAGGACUUUCCACUCGUUGGCAUAUGAAAGUGUUGGCAAAUACUAUAAGGAAAAAGGCAAGCUGCACUUCUCCAAGAUGUCAGUUUAUUCCAUCAGUUUCCUUCUCCGGAACCAAAAGGGCCAAUCUCUGUUUGUAAGAGGGAAAACGGUCUCCCAAACCCUGGAAAGCUUUUUUGCCUCUUCAGAUGACGAUAUCUGUGAAGAGCACUGUCCUCUUCGGUUCACAAACAGUUAUGGCCAGAUAGAAGCUGUCAGUCCAGCAGAAAAGAAAAUCGUUGUCAGAGAGGCCAAAGAGAUUUGGUACCACAUGAGGAAGCUGGGUGGGUUUGCAUCGAAGAAAUACAAGAUGACUUGUGAUGGGUAUUUGAAGCUCUGGCACCUCAGCAGGCCUCAGCUCUCAGGGUAUGAUGCCAUUUUUGUGGAUGAAGCACAGGACUGCACUCCAGCCAUCGUGGAUAUUGUGCUGUCACAGAAAUGUGGCAUAAUCCUUGUGGGAGACCCUCACCAGCAGAUUUACACCUUCCGAGGUGCUGUCAAUAGCCUCUACUCAGUGCCUCACACCCAUGUCUACUACCUCACCCAGAGUUUCAGAUUUGGGCCUGAAAUAGCCUACGUUGGAGCAACCAUUCUGGAUGUCUGUAAGAGGAUCAGGAAUAAGACGUUAGUGGGUGGAAACCAAAAGGAUGAUGUGAGAGGCAGCAUGGAAGGGAAGGUGACGUUGUUAUCACGAAGCAAUUUCAACGUGUUUGAGGAUGCUGUGGCACUCACUGGGAAAGGCAGACAAGUUAAAGUACACAUGAUUGGGGGGCUUGGUCGUUUUGGCCUGAGCAAAAUCCAUGAUCUUUGGAAGCUCAGUCAGCCUGUGGAGGAGCGGAUAAGAUUAAACCUGGUAAUAAAUGACCCCUUCAUCAAGAAAUGGGAAGAAAUUCAUGGCUUCUUUGGUUUAAAGGACUAUGCAGAGCACGUCAAUGACAAAGAGCUGCAAACAAAGAUUGAAAUAGUGGAGAAAUACAGAGAGCGCAUCCCUGAGCUGGUGCAGCAGAUUCAGAGCAACCACUUCCCACAUGAAGCCAGGGCAGAUUACCUCAUAGGGACUGUCCAUCAAGCCAAAGGCCUGGAGUUUGACACGGUGCUGCUUGCAGAUGACUUUGUGCAAGUACCAGCUCUCGGGGGGAAUUACCAGAGUAGAACUGACCCCAUUAUUGACAUGUACCCUGAGGAUGAGUGGAACCUGCUCUAUGUAGCUGUGACACGUGCAAAGAAGUGUUUGCUCAUGUCCAAGUCCCUGGAACACCUUUUAGCACUGGCUGGGGAGCGUUUCCUUCGGGUGGAGCUGAUGAGUGAGGCUGGGAAUGAUGGAGCUGCGAUCACUUGCUCUGUGCCACAGUGUACAGGGAUGUUGCAGUCUGACUGCGGGCUGGUUGUGAAGAAGCUCCCUUUGGUUCACAGCAACCACAGCAGGGAUGCGGGUGGUUACCUCUGCCGCUCUUGCACAGAGCAGCGCUUUGGCUCCCUGACACCACUCAUCUUCUCCCCAGCGCUUCAGGAGAAGCCCAUCCAGCCCUAACAAAGCCCUCCAGCUCCCCGAAGCCACCCUGGAUGCAAUCCAAGGUCUGUUGUCACAUCCCAGCUUCAGAAUCGGAUGGAUGUUGGAGCAGGAUUUCAGACCAGCUCCAGGUGGAGCCCUCUGGGCUCUCUGCAGGCAGAUGGGAGCCCUUUUCUCCAGCCCCAGUUUGUUCUCCAAAGCUGCUCAGUGUGGGCUGCUCUGCAUCUCUGCACAGAAGAUGCACUUUGUUUCAGAUAGACCAAGGUUUGGGUUCUUUUGAGUGUUACCCCUCCAUUACCUCUGUUCCAAAGAAAACACCUCCAGUGACCAAGCUGCCAGGAUACUGCUAUCUACUUCAUCCUGUCAGUUCCUCAGUGAAAUCCCUUGAUCCACUGGAAGAAGAGAAAAGGUUAUUAAAGCUCUUCCAGCUGAAUGAGGCAGCCAAGGGAUUCCCCAAGCUGUUUCCCUUCUCCUUGG
Molecule: messenger RNA, 3543 nt
Organism: Melopsittacus undulatus (budgerigar)
Lineage: Eukaryota; Metazoa; Chordata; Aves; Psittaciformes; Psittaculidae
Gene: FBH1
Product: F-box DNA helicase 1
Exons: 21
Coding region: 22-3087 (1021 amino acids)
Biological process (GO): double-strand break repair via homologous recombination; replication fork processing
Cellular component (GO): nucleus
Molecular function (GO): hydrolase activity; protein binding; 3'-5' DNA helicase activity
Source: RefSeq, a predicted model, not a curated record